Molecule: messenger RNA, 804 nt
Organism: Dracunculus medinensis (Guinea worm)
Lineage: Eukaryota; Metazoa; Nematoda; Chromadorea; Rhabditida; Dracunculidae
Source: the annotation of a GenBank genome assembly
AUGGACACUGCUUGCCGGCAAUCAAGAGGUAUCCAAAUUAGUCCAGAGCAUCGUAUCAUAGAUCUUGAAUACGCUGAUGAUGUAGUCCUUUUUGCUGACAGUUAUAACGAAAUGCAAGAAAUACUAAAUAACGUAUCAGAAACUGCAGCAAGAAUCGGAUUCAGGAUCAAUGUACAUAAAACGAAAGUCUUUUCGUCUUAUGAAGUGCCUGAUUUCCUUGGAUCCACUCUAAUACCAAAUGGACAGGCAAAAGAUGAUAUUACAACUCGGAUCACGGAAGCUAGAAAUGCGUUCUUUCGGUUGACGAAACCUUUAUGGAAUCGUCGUGAAAUCACCAUAAAAACAAAAGUCUGCAUCUAUAUAGCCGUGAUUCGUUCGAUUUUGCUAUAUGGCUCUGAGACAUGGCCAAUGGGAUUAUUUGUCUUUGACCACUCUUGUUUAAGGUACAUUUUCCGUCGAGCGGGUAAAAUAUCACAUGAUCGCAUCCACCUUCGUUCAAAAACCACCCGUAUUAAUAAUGUUAUCACAAAGCACCGCCUUCGCUGGUUAGGGCACAUUCUCCGUCGUCCACCACAGGAGUUGACGCAUAUUUCGUUAUUUGCUAAACCGUGUGAUGGUUGGCGUCAAAAGCGAGGUGGGCCAAUCAAGACCUGGACUGAUACGGUGAGAAAAGAUUUUGAACGUAUAGAUGGACUAGCAAUAUAUGGACUUAGACGAUGGAAAAAGGAAUGGCUUCAUUACUGUCGACGAUGGCAUCAGAUCGUCGAUAUUUCGGUAAUCAAUGUAUAUGCUCCUACUUUAUGA